AUGGAUUCUCAGAGUCCCGCAACGGCUAAUCAGCAAGAGCUUGAAGACUUUAGAAAGCAAUGGCGAGAAGAAGUGCAACAUCGGAAAGUCAGCCAACCUUCUCAGGAGACAGCGACUUCGUCAACCGCACCGCCAACGGAACCCAUGCCGCAAGGAUCGGCAUCAGCAAAACCUCCAGUAGAAUCGAUGGCGUCGUUGUCUCUCCAAGACCCCGUUGCCGCCAAAGAGAUGCCGUUUAAGGCUCCAGAGAGAAAAUCUGAAAUCACGGCUAUGGAUCAUUAUGUCGAUGCAGUAGAAAACGAACGACAAGGAAAACUGGGAAAAGCGCUGGACAGUUAUCGGCGUGCAUUCAAAUUAGAUCCAGACAUUGAUUUUGUAUACAAGCGAGAGUUUCAACAGCAACAGUUGGCAUCGACUUCUCAAACUGUCCAACGCCGCACGAGUGUUCAAGAAGACGGUCAUGAGGCACCAGAUGACACUUUUCGACACAUUAUUCCUAUCUCCAACGAAUACGUGGCACCAUCUGCUCUCCGCAAGGAUCCGUUGGAAGGAUUAAUACAGCAACUAUCGGAAGAAGAUCUUCAAUACAUACCCGCUGUUGACUAUAAACCAGUCCUGAUUGCCAAAUUACCAAGUGAAAUCAUGCAACUUAUUUUACGUCGUUUGAUUCUGCGAUCGGUGUCGUCCAUUGCCAAAUUUGCAGUUGUGUGUAAAAAGUUUUUCUUGCUGACAAGAUCGCCUUCCUUGUGGCGUUUUCUUUGUGAACAUGCUUUUCGAAUACCAGGCAUUGCAAUCGAAGUAUCAAAGCAGCAACAAUUGGAACAUGUGCAAAAAUACGGCGGACACUGGAUGCGUAUGUUCAUUGAAAGACCCCGUAUUCGGUUCGAUGGGAUCUACAUAUCCACUUGUCAUUAUAUUAGACCAGGUACUUCAGACAGCAGCUGGAAUCAGCCUGUGCAUCUUGUCACGUAUUACCGUUAUCUAAGGUUUUUCCCUGACGGUACACUGGUGAAGCAUGUUUCCACGGACGAACCGGCGCAGGUGGUGAAAUUGAUCAAUGGUAAUUUUGGUCGAAAACAGGUAUUCAAUGGACGGUGGCAGAUCGAUGGAGACGAAAUAGAUAUUCGGAUGCGCGAUCCAGAUUUACCGUUUGAACAUUUUGAAAUGUAUCUCAAGAUUAAGAGCACGCAUCGAGGGCGUCAUAACAAAUUGACGUGGAUAGAAUAUGUCAGCCGGAAGGAAGGUCGUGACGAAAUCGCCACGUACGAUCUCAAGUUGAUGAAGCCAUUCUUCUUCAGUACGGUUCGCUCUUACACCAUAAACUAUACUGUGCUUGUUUCCUUUCAAAGGGCAAAUGAUCAUCCGAUCGAUCUUUAUAUAUAUAAUUUUUUUGAUGGUAUGGUAAUUUUGCAACAGUCAUCAUUCCUGUAUUCAGAUAUGGUUUUUUCGAUGCUGUAUGAAUCGUAUGAUAUUCAGAAAUUCAAUGCCAUGCCUGGACUUAUCACAAACAAUCAGAUUUGUACAAAUGCUGGAGGUAGCACCGUGACACAAACGUGGUAUGCUUUAUUUCCAUGUGAUUCUUCUCUUGUCAUGACUGGCGAUUAUUUUCCCGCAAAAAGGGCGUUGCGCGUUGUCGAAGUUGUCACGGCUCCGUUUUUUUUUUUUUUCGCUUUUCGUCUUUUUCCCUUCUCGGUUUGUGUUGCUCUAAUGUCAACAUCCGAUCAAUCCUUUUUACUGCUGAAGCAUGCUUUUUAUGAGCAUGUGGAAGCAACGAUUCAGUUGGUUCGCGUUGCCUUGGAACUGGAAUAUACCAUCUUUACUCGAUUCACUAUUGGCGUCAUUGUAGCCACAUUAUUCAGCGUCAUUUACCUCGGAUGGACACUUCGUCACUCACGACGGCCACUAGUAGUGUGGGAAAAACUGAAUAAGCCCCUCAUUAAACUAUUCCGACCGAGAAUGUUCGCCUCGUUAUUAACUAAUGUGAAUCCCUAUGUCGGAUCCAUCGAUAUGCGUGUCUCAACAUAUUCACGCGGAUUUUGUACGGGAAUUAUGCGGGAUCGGCACAGAAAUCGGGACUCUUUCAAAAGUAUCCAUGCAUCCGCUUUAGCCACAUUUUCCGAAACCGUGGGCGAAUUAGCGCUGGUCAGCACCCUGCAAGAUAAAGAUACAGCGACCUUGAAGUCACUCCAAAUUGAGUACAAGAAAAAGGCGCGUGGCUUGCUGACGGCUUCUUCCGAUUUUUCUUUACCGAGUGAUCUCGAGCAACAACAAGAAAUCGAAACCUUGGUUGUUGUCAAAGACCGCAUGCUGGAUACCGUAGCUAUUGCUCAUCUAACCUGGGUCAUUAACCGAAAAGAAGUGUAA
This is a messenger RNA of Radiomyces spectabilis, 2364 nucleotides long. RefSeq lists its product as uncharacterized. Gene Ontology annotation, biological process: SCF-dependent proteasomal ubiquitin-dependent protein catabolic process. Gene Ontology annotation, molecular function: protein binding. NCBI's taxonomy places the organism in Eukaryota, Fungi, Mucoromycota, Mucoromycetes, Mucorales, Radiomycetaceae. The record is from RefSeq and is a predicted model, not a curated record. The transcript is spliced from 10 exons. Gene Ontology annotation, cellular component: SCF ubiquitin ligase complex. The coding region runs from base 1 to 2364 and encodes 787 amino acids.